AAAUUCCUUCUAAUGGGUUUUAGCCUCUCCGGCUGCUUCUUCUUCUUCAUCUUUCUCACUCAUCAGAAAAAAGGGUUUUAGGGCUAUUUUCUCUCUCUAGGGUUUUGAGCGCCAUGGACAGGUACACGAAGGUGGAACAGAAGAAACCUGAUAUACCUAUCAACGAGAAUGAGAUCAGAAUCACUUCUCAGGGCUUGGUUCGUAACUACGUCAGCUAUGCUACUACUCUUCUUCAGGAGAGACGUGGGAAAGAAAUUGUGCUGAAAGCAAUGGGACAGGCAAUUAGCAAGACAGUAACCAUUGCAGAAUAUAUCAAGAGAAACAUUCCUCGAUUGCAUCAAGAUACUCAAAUCAGCUCCAUAAGCAUAACUGACGUUUGGGAACCUAUUGAAGAGGGUCUUUUCCCUGUGGAGAUGACUCGCCAGGUGUCAAUGAUAUCAAUUACUUUGUCAACCAAGGAGCUAAACAAGAAUUCACCAGGGUACCAAGCUCCACUCUAUGUUGAGAGGCCAAGGCCACAGUAUAACAAUUAUCAGAGACAACAACAACAACCACCAAGAAACACACAGCAAGCUUACAAUGUGAUCAAUGAAGAGCCAUAUGGUGGAAACUACCAUGGAAACAGGGGGGGUCGUGGUCAAGGUGGGGGAAGAGGAGGGAGGGGUCGUGGGUGGAACAGGGGUGGUGGGUAUGGGUAUGGGUAUCAAGGGGGGGAUGGGUAUAGGAACUACCAGGGUGGUGGUGGUGGUGGUGGUUAUGGUAACUACCAGGGUGGUGCUGGUGGUGGCAGGGGGUAUGGGAACUAUCGAGGCGGCAGGGGGUAUGGAAACUAUCAAAGUGGCGGUGAUUAUGGAAACAACUAUCAAAGUGGUGGUGGUGGUGGUGACUAUGGAAACAACUAUCAAGAUAACAAUGGUUAUGUAAACCGUGGUCGAGGUGGUGCCCGUGGUGGGAAUGCAGGCUACCGUGGAGGUGGGUUCAUGAGAGGAGGUGGUGGCAGGGGAGGUGGAGGUGGAAGAGGUAGGGGGAGGAUGGGCGGCCGGUCUAGGGAAGGUGGCGAGCCACAGCAACAGUAGGCGGCUAGUGGUGCUUGGUUGGUUUGCUCUAUUUAAUCAGUAAUUAGUGAUUUUAUUAUCUAAAAAAAAAUCUAAUGAUGUUUUUUUUCCCUUUUUUUUUCUGGGUAUUGGGCGAGGUUUGUUAUUAUCUAUGGUGUUUUGGUAAUAUUGUUAUAUAGCAAAAGGAGCAAGUCUUCUUUGUUCGACUAGUACUAGGUAGGAUGAAUGCUUUUGGUAUAUUCUGAUCUGAGCUACUUUUUUCACUGUAUAUCGCCAUAAAAAAGGUUUGCUUUUAUUAUUCA
This is a messenger RNA of Lactuca sativa (garden lettuce), 1357 nucleotides long. Its product is annotated as Alba DNA/RNA-binding protein. Gene Ontology annotation, molecular function: RNA binding. Lineage: Eukaryota; Viridiplantae; Streptophyta; Magnoliopsida; Asterales; Asteraceae. The record is from RefSeq and is a predicted model, not a curated record.